UCCGAGUGUCCCUGAACGCAGCGCGUGCUACGUCAUGAGUGUGCGUCUGGUUCCCAUGCUGUGCGCAGGAUGAGCUAACACGGUGCAACUGUGACACAUUUCAGCGUUUAAACCGUUGAGUCCAGCGUUCAGGGAGAGUUCGGCGCGUGUUUCCGGAGCAGCGGGACUCCAGCUGCCGCCUGACAGAGUUCUGCCGCCGCUGGAGGCUGAUUUCUGCACAGUUACAGCUUCCAGGAUGAAUGAAGAAGAGCUGGUGGAGUACUUCAGGGCUCAGAUGAGGAAAGACCCGGACAUGGCCUCAGCUGUGGCCGCGAUCCGGACUCUGCUGGAGUUCCUCAAGAGAGACAAAGGUGAGACCAUCCUGGGUCUGAGGGAGAGUCUGACCUGGGCCACGGACUGCCUGACCGGGGAGGACUCGUCCGUGGCCGUGUCCUCCGGGGGGGAGCUGUUCCUGCGCUUCAUCAGCCUCACGUCUCUGGAGCACCAGGAUCUGUCCCGCUGUAAGAAGGUGAUGGAGGAGCGAGGAGAGCUGUUUCUGGAGAAGAUCUCCAUGUCCCGGACCAAAGUAGCCAAACUGUGUCACACCUUCAUCAAAGACGGCGCCAAAAUCUUGACUCACUCGUUCUCCAGAGUCGUUCUUCGGGUUCUGGAAAAAGCCGCCGCAGAGAAGAAGCGUUUCUCCGUCUACGUGACGGAGUCGCAGCCGGACUCAGCCGGGCGGCAGAUGGCGGAGGCUCUGAGGAAGCUGGGCGUCCCGGUGACCGUGGUGCUGGACGCGGCUGUGGGGUACGUCCUGGAGAAGGUGGACCUGGUGAUCGUCGGAGCGGAAGGAGUCGUGGAAAGCGGGGGCAUCAUCAACAAGAUCGGGACCUAUCAGCUGGCGCUCUGCUCCAAAGCUCACAACAAGCCGUUCUACGUGGUGGCCGAGAGCUUCAAGUUCGUGCGUCUCUACCCGCUGAACCAGCAGGACGUCCCCGAUAAGUUCAAGUACAAAGCCGACACGCUGAAGACGGUGCAGAACCUGUCGGAGGAGCAUCCCAUGAUCGACUACACGCCGCCGUCCCUCAUCACCCUGCUCUUCACCGACCUGGGCGUCCUCACGCCGUCCGCCGUCAGCGACGAGCUCAUCAAGCUGUACCUAUGA
Molecule: messenger RNA, 1144 nt
Organism: Salarias fasciatus (jewelled blenny)
Lineage: Eukaryota; Metazoa; Chordata; Actinopteri; Blenniiformes; Blenniidae
Gene: eif2b1
Product: eukaryotic translation initiation factor 2B, subunit 1 alpha
Exons: 9
Coding region: 236-1144 (302 amino acids)
Biological process (GO): translational initiation
Cellular component (GO): eukaryotic translation initiation factor 2B complex
Molecular function (GO): translation initiation factor activity; guanyl-nucleotide exchange factor activity
Source: RefSeq, a predicted model, not a curated record